This is a messenger RNA of Tetrahymena thermophila SB210, 1371 nucleotides long. RefSeq names its product nucleotide-sugar transporter. Gene Ontology annotation, molecular function: pyrimidine nucleotide-sugar transmembrane transporter activity. The record is from RefSeq and is a predicted model, not a curated record. Gene Ontology annotation, biological process: pyrimidine nucleotide-sugar transmembrane transport. Gene Ontology annotation, cellular component: Golgi membrane; intracellular membrane-bounded organelle. Lineage: Eukaryota; Ciliophora; Oligohymenophorea; Hymenostomatida; Tetrahymenidae. The transcript is spliced from 3 exons.
AUGAGUGAAAUGAUAAUUUCAAAAGAAAAUCCUAGCUAAACCACAAUUAGCAAAGGUACUUUCUCAUAGUUUGAUCCUAUUUCAGUAGUUAACUUCAAUCAAAAUCCUUUGAAGUAAAUAUAAACAAAUGAAUAGUAUGUUUUACCAACCUAAAAAGACUCUAAUCCUGCAUAGAAAACAUUCAUUUGGAGCUAAUACAUUUUUGUAUUUCUAUAUAUUAUUGUUGGUGGUUGUGAUACUAUCAUUUAUAAAUACUAAAACACCACUAUGAUAAAUGGAAUAUAUUUUCAUCAUCCUUUUAUUUAAACUUUCAUUAUGGAACUUGCUAAUACUUUACCGCUUUAUUACGUUCUAUAUAAAAAAUUAAAGAAAUAAAAUAUCAUACAAAUUGACCACAACAAAAAGAAAAUGAACAAUUUCAAAGACUAUCUCUGGAUAUUGCUUCCUUCUGUUUGUGAUUUAACUGGAGCAACUUUAUAGUAUUUCGCUUUGCUUUUCCUUGAUAGCAGUAUUUAUUAAAUGAUGAGAUGUGGUUCCAUAAUUUUCACUGCUAUCUUCUCUAAAAUCAUCUUCAGAAAAAUUUUCUUUAAGUACAGAUACAUAGGCUUAAUUUGCACAAUAAUAGGACUUAUUUUAGUUGGUUUAUCUCAUUUUCUCUUUGUUAGUACUUCUAAUUCUGCUAACAUAAAAGUUUAGCUUAUUUCAAUUGGUUUACUUGCUAUUUGUAUGGUUCUCUAUGGUUGCUAUUACACAUCUGAAGAAUACAUUUAUACAAAAUACAACAUUCAUCCAUGCCAAUUAUUAGGAAUUGAAGCCUUGUAUGGAAGUAUAAUCUAUCUAGCAAUUUUAUUACCUAUUUUUUGUAAUGUUGAAUGCAAUUUCCCAAACAAAGUUGGCUGUGUUAAAGUAGGAGAAAAAUUCUACUUUGAAAGUGUUUCUUAAUACAUUGAUGGUGUUUUAUCAAAUAAUUGGCUGCUGGCUUUUGUAAUUUUAGGUGUUCUCUCCAAGUUUAUUUUUAAUCUAAGUGGUGUGUUUACAACAAAGUACUUUAGUAGCUUAACAAGAUCAGUAGCUGGAACUUUAGGAAUUUUAGUAACAUGGUCAAUUGGUUUGUUAGUCACUAAUACUGGUCUAAGAGAUUGGGAAAGUUUAGAUUAUAAAACAUGUAUUAUGAUUAGCUCUGGCUAUAUUUGCCUUUUUGCAGGAAAUUUAAUUUAUAAUGGAAUUAUUAAAGUUCCAUAUUUAAAAAGAGAAGUAGACAUAUCUGCUAAAACUAAAAUAUAGUAAGUUUCUAUUUAGGUAAGAUCUACUGACAAUGUAAAAGUAGAAAUCCAAGAAACUUCUUUUUAAUAAAUAAAUUUAAAUGCUUGA